GAACGACACUUCACGCAAACGCAUUAAGUCCCGUUUUCCCGUUUCUCUCAUAUUCUUUCAUAGUUCACAACUUAUCGCAUUCCACCUUCCAGAACAGGCCUGAAACGCCCAACUACUUGGAGUAUUUUCGCAACCUCAUCACUCAGCUGUUUGACUGCGCCUUGUUGUCGGCGAACACGUCCCAGAUGCGGUCUCUCACCGACCUCAAUACUCGAGGGAUCAAGGUCGCAUAUUUCUACCCCGCCCUCGUCUUAAUUAUACUAUCUUUUAGCCUGCAGUUCACAUUCACCGUCUGCGUAUUGAUGAUCAGGCGUAGCAAGAAUAAGGACGAGCACGAUGGCAACGACCCCGACUUGGUCCUAAACAGACGCCGGCGGCGCCUGAGUGAGAAUAACAUCGACACAGUCUGCUUUAUCCUGCAAAUGGCCAUCGUCAUAGUUAACAUAGGGAUCGCAUGUGUUGGCAUUGAGCCUGAAAGGGGCGGGGAAAAUAUGGUCAAGGUCGUUGGUGAUGUUCAUAAUUGCACGCAGAUGGUGGCCACUACCGUGCAACCAUAGGAAAUAGGUUUAUAUUGUUGUUGGUUAUUUGCUUGUGUAUUAUAUAUUGUUUUUUUGUUUUUUUUCAUUGUUUUUAUGUUGUUUUUUAUUAUCGUGUUGUUUUAGCCUCAUGUUGCUGUUGUUGUUGUUUUAUUUAAUUUCUUAUUCCUAUGCAGUUUCGAGUUUUUUGUAAUGAACAAAUAUAUUUGAAUGCAACAAAGCAAAAUGUAAUGUUGACAGUGUAACAUAAAGUCGGUUAAUAUUAGAAUUGACCUUAGUUUUGAUUGUUGUUUCUGUACUGUUGUUAGUUGGAUAUGUAAAAAUGUAACGUUUAAUCACAAAAUUGUGUCGGACGUUCAUAAUGUGUUCAUUGAUGUGUGCAUACCCAAUCAAGUGUUUAUUGAUAUGCAGAAUAAAAUUAAUUAUAUGAUAAACAUCAAAUAAAAACUCAUAUUUCAGACUAUAA
Dreissena polymorpha is the source of this 1002-nucleotide messenger RNA. RefSeq lists its product as uncharacterized. The record is from RefSeq and is a predicted model, not a curated record. Gene Ontology annotation, cellular component: membrane. Lineage: Eukaryota; Metazoa; Mollusca; Bivalvia; Myida; Dreissenidae. Gene Ontology annotation, biological process: tissue regeneration; cell adhesion. The transcript has 2 exons. Bases 186 to 557 code for a protein of 123 amino acids.